Messenger RNA from Chionomys nivalis (European snow vole), 784 nucleotides. It is a transcript of the gene C7H5orf47, whose product is annotated as chromosome 7 C5orf47 homolog. The transcript is spliced from 5 exons. The record is from RefSeq and is a predicted model, not a curated record. Lineage: Eukaryota; Metazoa; Chordata; Mammalia; Rodentia; Cricetidae. Bases 1 to 510 code for a protein of 169 amino acids.
AUGGUUCCGGCCGGCAGCCACCAACGGCCGCAGCGGCCUCCCUUGAUCUACGUGACCCGCUUCGCCUCGCACCGCGGUGGCGUGUGGCAGUUGAGGGACCCCCGAGGUCUCCGCCAUCAAGGCCCAGGGCUCGGGGCCUGCUCCGUCGUGGAGCGAGCGGCCGCGGAGAGUGGGUCCCCGGGACGAGAGCUGCCCACCGGCACCCAGGCCCAGGUCGCCGCCAUCCCCGACUCCACCUCUUUCCAGCUGCGGAGGUCGAGAGCGCCGACGGCGCCCAGGGGCCUGGAGCAAGCGGCGCGAGCAGGUUUAAAGCAGAAAACUGUAGCUGAAGAGUUUGAUUUCCCCAUACCACUGAAUGAGUCCUCCAAAACAAUGAAGGAAAUGAAAAAGGUCUUAGCGUGGAAAAAAGUUAGCAAAGUCAUUUCCAGAAUGAUUGCAGAAAAUGAAAACUACAGACACAGACUGAAGUGCCAAAAUUUAUCUAGUGAAAUUGGAGUUAGUACAAGAUGAAUGUGAAUCUUCCUGUCUUCUCUGCUUCAACUUAAUCAUUUUGUGAUAUUCCAACAACCUUGGUUUUGUGGUUGUAUGUUCUUCAAGUGACUAGUAAAUUCACCUGCUUCCAGUUGAAAGACGUACCUGGGCAAAUGGCUAGGCCUUGCAUGCAUACACAGUCCACAGUUUCCUUGCACCAUCCAACUUCUUUGGACAGUGCUGAGUAAAGUUUCAUGCUGCUAAAUCCCUCAGUGAAGUGUCAAAUGUUAGUUCUCACAACUACAUUACCAAA